Molecule: messenger RNA, 4353 nt
Organism: Frieseomelitta varia
Lineage: Eukaryota; Metazoa; Arthropoda; Insecta; Hymenoptera; Apidae
Product: protein HID1
Exons: 12
Coding region: 116-2452 (778 amino acids)
Cellular component (GO): membrane; Golgi trans cisterna; Golgi medial cisterna
Source: RefSeq, a predicted model, not a curated record
AUUAGGACGUAAACAUGGCGGUGACUGUCAUCGUUCUAAUUUGAAGAGAAACAAGUCAUUUUUGUAUUUUAGCAUUAAACUUUUCAUUUUAAACUGACAAAAAGAAUAGAACAACAUGGGAAAUGCUGACACAAAAUUAAAUUUUCGAAAAGCAGUUGUACAAUUAACGUCGAAGACGCAGGUGAUUGAUGCUUCAGAUGACAAUUUCUGGGACCAAUUCUGGUCUGAAAACGUGACUAAUGUACAAGAUAUUUUUACUUUAAUCCCAGCACCUGAAAUUCGUAUAUUAAGAGAAGAAGCUCCUUCUAAUUUAGCUACAUUAUGUUACAAAGCAGUAGAAAAAUUAGUGAAAGCAGUUGAUAAUAGUUGUAGAACACAGAGAGAACAACAAACUGUUUUAAAUUGUUGUCGAUUGUUAACAAGAUUAUUACCGUAUAUUUUUGAGGAUCCUGAUUGGAAAGGAUUCUUUUGGUCUAGUUUACCUGGUAAAGAAGAUGAAGAAAGUAUACCAUUGGCUCAUUCGUUACUCAAUGCACUUUGUGAUUUACUAUUUUGCCCUGACUUUACUGUAGCUGCGAACAGAAAAUCUGGCCCUGAUAAAGCAGAAGAGUUACAAUCUAUAGACAGUUGUGAAUAUAUCUGGGAAGCUGGUGUAGGAUUUGCACAUUCACCUCCUAGAUAUCCAAUUUUAGAUUCAAAUAGAACAGAAUUACUAAAGUUGUUACUCACUUGCUUCAGUGAAACUAUGUAUAAUCCUCCUUUGGAUUUGUCAGUUACUCCAAACAGAUGGAUUCAACAUUUAACUAGUUCUGAAAACAGACACGCUUUGCCUAUGUUUACAUCAUUAUUGAAUACAGUAUGUGCAUAUGAUCCUGUUGGACUCGGAGUGCCAUACAAUCAUUUAUUAUUUACUGAUUCAUUAGAACCGUUAGUUGAUGUUGCAUUACAAAUUCUCAUCGUAACACUAGAUCACGAUACAAGUGGUGGUACUCCAUUAGAAGAAGGAAGUAUUGGAGAUAAUUUAUUUAUUAAUUAUUUAAGUCGAAUUCAUAGAGAUGAAGAUUUUCAGUUUGUAUUGAAAGGUAUCACGAGAUUAUUAAAUAAUCCAUUAAUGCAAACAUACUUACCAAAUUCAACUAAAAAAGUACAUUUCCAUCAAGAGUUAUUGGUAUUUUUUUGGAAAAUGUGCGACUAUAAUAAAAAAUUUUUAUAUUAUGUAUUAAAAAGUUCAGAUGUUCUCGAAGUAUUAGUACCUAUAUUGUAUCAUUUGAAUGAUUCGCGUGCAGAUCAAUCUCGUGUCGGAUUAAUGCAUAUUGGUGUAUUUAUUUUACUAUUAUUGAGUGGUGAACGUAACUUCGGUGUUAGAUUAAAUAAACCAUAUACGGCUACUGUACCGAUGGAUAUUCCUGUUUUUACAGGUACACAUGCAGAUUUAUUGGUCACUGUUUUUCACAAGAUAAUCACAACCGGACACCAAAGAUUACAGCCAUUAUUUGAUUGUUUAUUAACAAUUCUAGUCAAUGUAUCUCCAUAUCUUAAAACCUUAUCAAUGGUGGCUAGUACUAAACUAUUACAUUUACUCGAAGCAUUUAGCACUCCGUGGUUCUUAUUUUCAGCGCCUACCAAUCACCAUUUAGUAUUUUUUCUUUUGGAAAUCUUUAACAAUAUUAUUCAGUAUCAAUUUGAUGGAAAUAGUAAUUUGGUUUAUACUAUAAUACGUAAAAGGCAAGUGUUUCACGCGCUAGCAAAUUUACCAAGCGAUUGUAAUACAAUUGCGAAGUCUCUCAGUAAAAGACAACGUCGACAUGUACCUGCUAGUACAUCUAAUGAAAAUGUUAAUGAAGCAGCAAUGGAAGGUUCGCAUCCAGCCCAACCUGCUGAACCUGGAACUUUAAAGGCAACUUUAUUAGAAACGCCAGGUAUUGAAAAAAUGACUGAGAAAGAGUCUGCGCAUCCAUUAAGUCCUUCAAUAAAUAUUGAUAUGGGAAAAUCUAAUCACCAAAAUAAUGUGAAUGCUACAGAGGAUUUAAUGAAUUCAACUUCUAAGAACUCUGUUAUUCCAAAAGGAGGUAUUAGAGUGGCAGAACACAUGAAUUCUUCUAACAAUAUAAAUCAGUGGGUUCCUUCUAGUGAAUGGGUAUAUCAAUGGAAAAGUAAACUUCCGCUGCAAACUAUUAUGCGAUUGCUUCAAGUUCUUGUACCUCAAGUUGAAAAAAUAUGCAUCGAUAAGGGUCUUACUGAUGAAAGUGAAAUUUUAAAAUUUUUGCAACAUGGUACAUUAGUUGGCUUAUUGCCAGUACCACACCCUAUCCUUAUUAGAAGAUAUCAAGCAAAUGCAGGAACAACAGCUUGGUUUAGAACGUAUAUGUGGGGCGUUAUAUAUUUAAGAAAUGUCGAACCACCAAUUUGGUAUGAUACUGAUGUAAAGUUAUUUGAAAUUCAAAGAGUUUAAAUGCAAUGUAUAUUAAGUGAAUUAUUAUUAGCUUUAGCUGAAAUUUCUAUACUAUUCUUACAUGAGAUAUCAUUUCUUAAUAUAAAAAAAAGAAAUCUAUACUUAUCGUAAGUUGCACCAAAUGAUAAAGAACUUUACUACUUUAUUAAGUAAUGAAUGGCAUUUUUACAAGUGUAGUCUUUCUUACAAUUCUAUUACACAGAGCUACAGAACUGAUUUUACAAAUAUUGAUUAUGACAAACUAUGAUAGUAUGUUAUUAUAAUUCUCAACUUUCACUGAAAAAUGUGUAAAUACUUGCGACUGUGUAAGUGCCUUCACAGAUGUAAAUGACAAGUCAUUAAAUCAAUUGAUAUCUAUUUAGUUAAUUAGUAGUUCCUUAUUUUUCUUAAACUAUUUUUCUUUCAUGAAUUUGAUUUUUUUGUAAUAAGGAAAUACUGUUUUAUUAUUUAUUUCUCAUUGUAAAACAUCAUAAUAUAUUUACUAAGAGUAAAUGAAUUUUAACUCGUGUAAAAUACUGGUUUUGUAUGCCUGUGUAAUAGUCACUAAAUUUUUGAAAGACAACUUGAUAAUUCACGCUUUGUAAUACGUAAUAUAUCAUUUAAAAUUAUGAAUACUCCAGUCUAAACACAUUUUUAUUUUGUGACGGUACAAAAUCAAGUAUGUCAUAUUUUAUUCACGUAAAAAAGAACAAAUGAAAUUUUUUAUGUAUUGUAAAUGCAUUACCAAUUUUAAUUUUUUAGAUUUAUAAAAUUUUCUUGUUUCUUUCUAUUUAUCAAGUAUGUCAUAUUUAUAUUUCACUCGUAUCUUAAACAAAUUAUCUACAAUUUCAAAUUAUUAAAAUUUUUCGAUUUCAUGAUAUGAAGUAUAUUUAAUUAUUAAAAUUUUAGAAAUAAUAGAAUUCUAAUGAUUUUAAAAGAUUUAAAACAGUAAAAAAUUAAUAUGAUUUUUUUUAGUAUGUAAUAUGUAUAUAUGUAAUUGUACCUUUUAUUUCAACUCGAAAUAUUUAACAAGUUAAUUUAUUAAUACUAUUACUUUGAUGAAAAUAGUUUUUUUUAAUUUUGUAUAAAGUUGACAAAAAGACUGUACAAAGAUAAUGACAUUGUUUAAAAUUCGAAAGUUUUUAUGCUACUUGUAUUUCUAUAUAUAUAUUAUUUGUGUAUAUUGGUGCAAUUACACAGUUGUAUUUUUAGAUUAAACAUAUUUCUUUUCAUAUGUAAUAAAUUAAAACGAUACUUAAUCAUGUUAUACAUACAAAAUAAACAUCUACACUUAAUAUGUGACAAACAUAAAAAUGUAGUAUAGUUUAGAAAUUUGUAAUAAAUUUGGAAUACCAAAUUGAAAAGUAAUAAAAUAAAACAAACUAAAUACUUUUUUUGGUUCAAGCUACGUCUCGAUAUGCAAAAAUAUAGCUUGAAAAUCAUUGUUAGUUGUAAGUAUUAAUUAUAAUAUUCUACGUGAUAUACAUUACAUAACUUUGUUUCAAAUACAAAAAAAAAAUUACUGUGUAAACAAUUUCGAUAUUGAAAGAAGAAAAAUUAUAUAAAAUCAUAUAUAUAUAUAUGCAUAUAUUAAGUUUGCAUUAUAGUUAGAAGUUUGGAGCAUGAAAAAAUUACGCUCACUUAUCUACAUUAUGUACACGUAUGUAAUAUUAAAUAUUAUAAAACAUGUACUAUAUUUAGCCUAUAUUUUUAUUAAUUAUUAUACAAUAGAAUAUGUUUAUGGUGUACUUUAAUUUAUAUUAAAAGAUUUCAAAUUUAUGUUAAAUUCGAUAGAUUAUGAAAGAAGUGAACAGUGUAUGCAUCACGUAUAAUUCUAUGCUUAUUUUCUAUAAAUUAACUUAAGUUUCAAUUUUAUUUUAUUGCAGAAUCAUUUCAUUUUGUAAAUACUUAUAUUAAUUUUA